Molecule: messenger RNA, 2076 nt
Organism: Funneliformis geosporum
Lineage: Eukaryota; Fungi; Glomeromycota; Glomeromycetes; Glomerales; Glomeraceae
Source: the annotation of a GenBank genome assembly
AUGUACCCGGAGGCACCAAGGGCGCCCAGUCCUUGGGCCGAGGGGGUUAAGAAGAAGAAGGGCCCAGGCCUAAACUAUAACCAAAGAUUAACCAUAACUUUAACCCACCAAGACAAAACUACAAUCACCCUAACAACUAUAGAUAAAGUGGAACUUAUAGACCAAGGUCUUCCGGAUUCAUUGAACUACAACCCUUCACCUCUUUUAAUGGAAUGGACACCACCAUUCCAAAAAGACAAGGCCCUAGAAAGGUCCCAAUCUUCUCUUAUAGCUGGUCGGAGACCUGGGCAGGCUUCUAUGGCCUCUGGGCUUCUAGGUAGAAAACUAGGUACCACAGGUGUUCAUAUUUUGGCUUGCUUAGCAGUAGCCCUUGCCUCCUUACUAAGUUGCGUUGCUUUCUUCGAGGUAGCUUUAGCCGGUUCCUCGGUUACAGUUUCACUAGCUACCUGGUUAGACUCCGAGCUGCUCGACCUAUCCUGGUCCUUCCUGUUCGAUAGCUUGACGGUCUCAAUGCUUCUUCCCGUGCUAAUAGUUUCAGCCCUAGUGCACAUCUAUUCGGUAGGUCUGUGGGGACAACUUCCUAGCCAAGGUACCGGUCCUUGCGGAAGACUUCUCCGUAAAAGGAAGGUGACAAUCCUUGGUAUGCAACAAUGGGCAAUCAGCAGGAAACCAAAGGAGUCACCUUCCUUAGUAGGAUCCUCAGAGACUAUACGUGGAGCAUCUGUGGAGAUCAGUUCAGGGCUCGGAAUAGCUAGGUUGGGUCCAAGCCAGAUACUUAUUUGGAAAAUCCAAUCCAAACCCUACGAGACCUCUGCCCCUACUGCUCCCGGGUGUCUCUCAGAAGGGAAGAGGAUGCGUGGGUUUAUAGCGGGCUAUUUAAAGGAUGGUCCAAUAAUAUGGGGGCACACCUUUUCUAUGUGGUUAACUCAAGCAAGGGAAGCUACUAUAGUUUCUCCAGAGGAGGCCACACAAAACUCCUCUAAAGGCACUACAAGGCCCACAGGGACUAAGUACACUAAGGGUUAUAAAAGUCAACAAACCUUAUCCGGGUUUCAAAGGGAGGCACUGGCCUUUGUAGGCUCAAACCCUAUAUCUACCAGACGUAAACCAGACAGAAGAACAGGUAAAACCUACGAUAGCUUAAUCUUUAAGACUCUUACUUUCCCUUGCUUGAAUGAGCUUAGGAUAUUAUUUUAUCCCCUCGGUCCUCAACGAGGGCAUCGUACCUCGGCCGUGGGCGAAGGUAACAAAAUCGUACCAGAAAACAUAGGCUUACGGAGUUUUACAUACCAAGAAGUUGCACUUUUAGUUAAAGUUCUAAACGAAAUUAAAUAUGGAAUGCUGGGUUAUUCUGAAACGAACAAAUCAAUGGGAGCCCUUGUGCUUGCUCAUAUGCAUUCUUCUAUGCUACAUAAGUGUUUAGUAGCUAACCUUUCCCCUAAUGGCCCUGCAGGCUUUUGGUAUACCCGAGUACAAGCAACUAAAUCAGCUCUGCAAGCCAUAAUGGUUAACAGGGUUGGAGAUUGGGCCUUUUUAAUAGGGCUAUUUCUCUUGUUUUGGGCGCAAUGGCCAAGUCUGCUCAAUUGGGUCUCCACGUUUGGCUCCCAAACGCUAUGGAGGGUCGAAAUAUCCUUUUGCACAUUUUAUUGGGUUGGUUCUGUGGCUCUUUUCGACAUUUGGGGUGUCUCCUUAAUUUCAACUACAUAUUGUGAGGAACUACCAUUUCCCCGCAACUCUCCUUCUUUGCCUGCUGAGUAUCUAAAUCCUAUUGAUAGGCGAUCUGCUAGCUCUCCUUCACCAUUUAAGAUAGUAGUGUAUAAGGCCCUUUGUACUACCACCCCUCCUACUCCUUAUCCUAACCCUAAGACGGGCCAGCAACCUAGUCAAUUGGUUUGGAAGGUCAAAGUAGUGCCUCCUAACAUAGACCACCUUUUAACUCAAAUAGGGUUAGCACACUGGAUCCAGGGAGAUGGAUAUUGGAAUAGGGAUGAUCGGACAGUUGUUCUCUGUACUGAUAGCUUACAGAACAAGAGGUCCUUUUACUAUGCAAAGCUCUCCACACCUGCUUCGCCUUAG